Messenger RNA from Lampris incognitus (smalleye Pacific opah), 6141 nucleotides. RefSeq names its product sodium channel, voltage-gated, type I like, alpha b (gene scn1lab). Bases 10 to 6141 code for a protein of 2043 amino acids. The transcript is spliced from 26 exons. The record is from RefSeq and is a predicted model, not a curated record. Lineage: Eukaryota; Metazoa; Chordata; Actinopteri; Lampriformes; Lampridae. Gene Ontology annotation, molecular function: protein binding; voltage-gated sodium channel activity. Gene Ontology annotation, biological process: neuronal action potential; sodium ion transmembrane transport; membrane depolarization during action potential. Gene Ontology annotation, cellular component: voltage-gated sodium channel complex; plasma membrane; axon.
GAUGACAAGAUGGCACAGCUGCUUGUACCGCCCGUACCUGACAGCUUCCGCCCCUUCGUCCCGGAGUCGCUGGCCGCCAUCGAGAAGUGCAUCGCCGAGGAGGAGGCCCGGAGACCGCGGGCAGACCGCCGCUGUGACAGCGAUGACGACAACGGGCCCAAGCCCAACAGCGACUUGGAGGCGGGGAAGUCCCUCCCCUUUAUCUAUGGAGACAUCCCCCCUAACCUGGUGUCCACUCCUCUGGAAGACAUGGACCCCUUCUACAGCAACCAGAAGACCUUCCUAGUAUUAAACCGUGGGAAGGCAAUCUUCCGUUUCAACGCCACUCCUGCCUUGUACAUCUUAAGCCCCUUCAACCCCCUGCGGAGGAUAUCCAUUAGAAUUUUAGUCCAUUCGAUGUUUAGCAUGUUGAUCAUGUUCACCAUCCUGACCAACUGUGCUUUCAUGACCCUCAGCAGUCCUCCCGACUGGGCCAAGAAUGUAGAGUACACAUUCACUGGGAUCUACACCUUCGAGUCCCUGAUCAAGAUCCUAGCCAGGGGCUUCUGCGUGGGGAAGUUCACGUUCCUCAGGGACCCGUGGAACUGGCUGGAUUUCAGCGUUAUCGUCAUGGCAUAUGUCACAGAGUUUGUGGACCUGGGCAAUGUCUCAGCCCUGCGAACCUUCAGGGUUCUGCGAGCCUUGAAAACUAUAUCGGUCAUCCCAGGCCUGAAGACCAUUGUGGGGGCUCUGAUUCAGUCGGUGAAGAAGCUGUCUGACGUGAUGAUCCUCACUGUCUUCUGCCUCAGCGUUUUUGCCCUCAUCGGCUUGCAGCUCUUCAUGGGCAACCUGAGGCAGAAGUGUGUGCGGAUGCCCGUGCCCUUAAACGACACCGGCAGCAACAACAUCACGGCCGCUGAAGACCGAUCGCUGUUCAACGCCACCGUGCUGGACGCCAACGCCACCGUCUUCUCGCCAAAUGCGACAGAGGACAACUUCAACUGGACGGAGCACAUCAGCGAUGAGCAUAAUUACUACUACCUUCCUAACCGCAGGGAUGCUCUGCUCUGUGGCAACGGCAGUGGCGCUGGGCUGUGUCCAGAGGGGUUCUUGUGUAUCAAAGUGGGCCGCAACCCGGACUACGGCUACACCAGCUUCGACACUUUCGGCUGGGCCUUCCUGUCCCUGUUCCGACUCAUGACCCAAGACUACUGGGAGAAUCUUUACCAGCAGACGCUGCGUGCUGCAGGGAAGCCCUAUAUGAUCUUCUUCGUGUUGGUGAUCUUCUUGGGCUCUUUUUACUUGGUCAACCUGAUCCUGGCUGUGGUGGCAAUGGCCUACGACGAGCAGAACCAGGCCACCAUUGAGGAGGCUCAGCAGAAGGAGGAGGAGUUCCAAGCCAUGCUGGAGCAGCUUAAGAGACAGCAGGAGGAGGCUCAGGUUGCUGCGGCAGCGGCCACCGAGAGCGGGGAGUACAGCGGGAGAGGGGGCCCCGCCUCGGAGUCCUCCUCCUCGGGGAUUUCUAGGCUCAGCUCCAAAAGUGCCAAAGAGCGACGCAACCGGCGGAAGAAGAGGAAACAAAGGGAGGAGGAGGAGGAGAGGGGGGGCCGCGACAAAUUUCACAAGUCCGAGUCGGAGGACAGCAUCAAGAGGUCCAGCUUCCGCUUCUCCAUCGAUGCCAACCGGCUCUCCUAUGAGAAGAGAUGCUCCUCGCCCAACCAGUCUCUCCUCAGCAUCCGAGGCUCCCUCUUCUCGCCACGGAGGAACAGCCGAGCCAGCCUGUUCAGCUUUCGCGGGCGCGCGCGCGACAUGGGUUCGGAGAACGACUUCGCCGACGACGAGCACAGCACCUUCGAGGAGAGCGACAGCCGCCGCGGCUCGCUGUUCGUGCCUCGCCGCCUCGACCGCCGCUGCAGCGCCGUCAGCCAGGCCAGCCUCGGACCGCCGCGUAUCGUGCUGCCCGCCAACGGCAAGAUGCACUGUGCUGUGGACUGCAAUGGCGUGGUGUCUCUCGUCGGCGGGACCUCCAUGCCAAUCUCCCCUGUGGGCCUCCUGCUGCCUGAGGUGAAUCAACUAGCUCCCAACACAUCUCCCUGCAGGGCUCACGGCACAACCACAGACACUGAAUUAAAGAAAAGGCGUUCAGGCUCCCAUCAGCCGUCUAUGGACUAUCUAGAUGAGCUGGCGGCCAGGCAAAGGGCCUUGAGUGUGGCCAGUAUCCUCACCAACACCAUGGAAGAGCUGGAAGAGUCAAGACAGAAGUGCCCCCCCUGCUGGUACAGGUUUGCUAACACCUAUCUGAUCUGGGACUGCUGCCCUGCAUGGCUGAAGAUCAAGGAGAUUGUCAACAUGGUGGUGAUGGACCCCUUUGUGGAUCUGGCCAUCACCAUUUGCAUCGUCCUCAACACCCUCUUCAUGGCCAUGGAGCACUACCCCAUGACCCCGGAGUUUAAUUAUGGCCUCUCUGUAGGAAACCUGGUGUUCACAGGCAUCUUCACAGCGGAGAUGUGCCUCAAGAUCAUUGCCAUGGAUCCAUACUACUACUUCCAAGAGGGCUGGAACAUCUUUGAUGCUAUCAUAGUCAGCCUGAGUCUGAUGGAGCUUGGCCUGGCCAACGUCGAAGGCUUGUCUGUGCUUCGGUCUUUCAGAUUGCUGAGGGUUUUCAAGCUGGCCAAAUCCUGGCCCACUUUGAACAUGCUGAUCAAGAUCAUCGGUAACUCGGUGGGUGCGUUAGGGAACCUGACCCUUGUGCUGGCCAUCAUCGUCUUCAUCUUCGCCGUGGUGGGCAUGCAGCUGUUCGGCAAGAGCUACAAGGAGUGCGUGUGCAAGAUUAAAGAAGAUUGCCAGCUUCCCCGCUGGCACAUGCACGACUUCUUCCACUCCUUCCUCAUCGUGUUCCGGGUGCUGUGCGGCGAGUGGAUCGAGACCAUGUGGGACUGCAUGGAGGUGGCGGGACCGACCAUGUGCCUCAUCGUGUUCAUGAUGGUCAUGGUCAUAGGAAACCUGGUGGUUCUGAACCUCUUCCUGGCUCUGCUGCUGAGCUCGUUCAGCGCAGACAACCUGGCGGCGACCGACGAUGACAGCGAGAUGAAUAACCUCCAGAUCGCGGUGGGCCGGAUCCAGCGUGGCAUUGCUUUCAUCAAGAGCGUGGUGCGCCAGUUCAUCCGGAGCCUCUGCUUCAGUGGGGCCGCCAAGGGCUCCGGUCUGGCUGAGGAGAGCAAGCCUCUGGAUGAGCUGCAUAGUAAUGGAAAGGGAAACUGCAUCUCCAAUCACACCACAGUGGAGAUCACUAAAGACCCGAGUGGUUUGUACCUAAAGGAGGGCAAUGGGCGGCCAGGAGGAGGGCUGGUCGUCGGGGUCAGUGUGGGCGGGGACAGCACAGGGCAGUACCCCGUCGAGGAGUGCGACUACAUGUCGUUCAUUCAUAACCCCAGCCUGACGGUGACGGUGCCCAUCGCUGUUGGCGAGUCGGACUUUGAGAACCUCAACACGGAGGACUUCAGCAGUGACUCUUCAGACGUGGAAGGCAGCAAGGAGAAGCUAGAUGUAGAGCCCCAGCACCUUAGCUCCUCGGAGGGGAGCACGGUAGAUAUUCGGCCCCCGGGAGACGGGGGCGAGUCGGUGGAGCUGGAGCCUGAGGAAUCCCUGGACCCAGAAGCCUGCUUCACUGAGGGCUGUGUGCGCAGGUUUCAGUGCUGCCAGGUCGACGUGGAGGAGGGCAGAUGGAAGAGUUGGUGGACACUCAGGAAGACUUGCUUCAUCAUAGUGGAGCACAACUGGUUUGAGUCCUUCAUAAUUUUCAUGAUCCUGCUCAGCAGUGGCGCCCUGGCAUUCGAGGAUAUUUACAUAGAGCAGAGGAAGACCAUCAAGACAAUGCUGGAGUUUGCAGACAAGGUCUUCACAUACGUCUUCAUCCUGGAGAUGCUGUUGAAGUGGGUGGCCUACGGGUUUGUGAAAUACUUCACCAACGCCUGGUGCUGGCUCGACUUUCUCAUCGUCGAUGUGUCUCUGGUCAGCCUUGUAGCCAAUGCUCUGGGCUAUUCUGAGCUCAGUGCCAUUAAAUCUCUGAGGACACUGCGGGCCCUUCGGCCCCUCAGGGCUCUGUCACGGUUUGAGGGGAUGCGGGUUGUGGUGAAUGCACUACUCGGUGCCAUCCCCUCCAUCAUGAACGUGCUGUUGGUGUGCCUCAUCUUCUGGCUCAUCUUCAGCAUCAUGGGCGUCAACCUGUUUGCUGGGAAGUACUUUCACUGUGUCAACACCACCACAGAUGAGAACUUCCCCAUCGAGUUUGUCAACAACAUGUCCGACUGCCUUGCCCUGGUCAAUGACAGUGCCCUCUGGAAAAAUGUCAAGAUCAACUUUGACAAUGUCGGCGCUGGUUAUCUGGCCCUGCUGCAAGUGGCAACGUUUAAGGGUUGGAUGGACAUCAUGUACGCAGCUGUGGACUCGCGCAAAGUGGGAGACCAGCCAGCGUAUGAAGUGAACCUCUACAUGUACCUCUACUUUGUCAUUUUCAUCAUCUUCGGCUCCUUCUUCACCCUCAACCUCUUCAUCGGUGUCAUCAUUGACAACUUCAACCAGCAGAAGAAAAAGUUUGGAGGUCAGGAUAUCUUCAUGACGGAGGAGCAGAAAAAAUACUACAACGCCAUGAAGAAGCUCGGCUCUAAGAAGCCACAGAAGCCUAUACCUCGGCCAACGAACGCUUUCCAAGGCUGCGUGUUUGACUGUAUCACGAAGCAGGCCUUUGACAUCGUCAUCAUGAUCCUCAUCUGCCUUAACAUGGUGACCAUGAUGGUGGAGACGGAUGACCAGACGGAGGAGAUGGACAAAAUCCUCAACUGGAUCAACUUGGUCUUCAUCGUACUCUUCACUGGAGAGUGUGUGCUCAAGAUGGUCUCCCUCCGGCAUUAUUACUUCACCAUCGGAUGGAAUGUAUUUGACUUUGUGGUGGUGAUCCUGUCAAUUAUAGGUAUGUUUUUAUCUGAAGUUAUCGAGAAGUACUUUGUGUCGCCAACGCUGUUCCGUGUCAUCCGUCUAGCCAGGAUAGGCCGCAUCCUCCGCCUAAUUAAAGGUGCCAAGGGCAUCCGGACCCUUCUUUUUGCCUUGAUGAUGUCACUUCCUGCCUUGUUCAACAUCGGCCUCCUGCUCUUUCUGGUUAUGUUCAUCUAUGCCAUCUUUGGCAUGUCCAACUUUGCCUACGUCAAACGGGAGUCGGGUAUCGACGACAUGUUCAACUUUGAGACCUUUGCGAACAGUAUGAUAUGCCUGUUUCAGAUAACCACCUCUGCCGGCUGGGAUGGCCUGUUGGCCCCCAUACUGAACAAGAGGGAGCCGGACUGCGACAGCGAGACGGAGCACCCGGGGAGCUCCUACAAGGGCAACUGUGGCAAUCCGUCAGUGGGCAUCUUCUUCUUCGUCAGCUACAUCAUCAUUUGUUUCCUCAUCGUGGUCAACAUGUACAUCGCCGUCAUCCUGGAGAACUUCAGUGUGGCCACGGAGGAGAGCGCCGAGCCGCUGAGCGAGGACGACUUUGAGAUGUUCUACGAGGUCUGGGAGCGCUUCGACCCAGACGCCACACAGUUCAUGGAGUACGGCAAGCUCUCUGACUUCGCAGAUGCCCUGGACCCGCCGCUGCGCAUGCCCAAGCCCAACAAGAUCCAGCUCAUCUCCAUGGACCUGCCCAUGGUGAGCGGUGAGCGCAUCCACUGUCUGGACAUUCUGUUCGCCUUCACCAAGCGAGUGCUGGGUGAGGGCGGCGAGAUGGAUGUGCUGCGCGGGCAGAUGGAGGAGCGCUUCAUGGCCUCGAAUCCGUCCAAGGUGUCGUACGAGCCAAUCACCACCACGCUGCGCCGCAAACAAGAGGACCUGUCCGCCGUGGUCAUCCAGAGAGCCUUCCGUCGGUACAUGAUCCGUAUCGCCAUGAAGAAGGCCUCCACGCUAUACAAGGAGCAGCUGAAGAACAGCGUUCGAGAAGGCAACAAGGAGGUGUUGGUCAUCGGCAAGUUCGCCGAGAACUCCACGUCCGACAAGACGGACAUGACCCCCUCCACCGCCUCCCCGCCCUCUUACAACAGCGUGACAAAAUCCGAUAAGGACAAAUACGAGAAAGAAAACAGCGAAAAGGAAAACAAAGGGAAAGACCUGAAGGAGCGAGAGAAGUAG